This is a messenger RNA of Cimex lectularius (bed bug), 4866 nucleotides long. RefSeq names its product zinc finger FYVE domain-containing protein 9 (gene Sara). The coding region runs from base 83 to 3781 and encodes 1232 amino acids. Gene Ontology annotation, biological process: endosomal transport. The record is from RefSeq and is a predicted model, not a curated record. NCBI's taxonomy places the organism in Eukaryota, Metazoa, Arthropoda, Insecta, Hemiptera, Cimicidae. Gene Ontology annotation, molecular function: metal ion binding. Gene Ontology annotation, cellular component: early endosome membrane. The transcript has 17 exons.
GAGGCGAUUUCUAACUUAGCAGAUUCGCAGAACUAAUUUAACAAAGCAGACCCCUAGUCAGUGGCAAUGGUGUUACGAAAUAAUGGACAAGUUCGCAGUUGAUAUUGAAAAAGUACUGGACGAGUUCGAAUACAAUGAAGGUAGAGAAGAAUCAAUCGUACCGUCAGUUAUCAACAACCAUGCUUUAUCAAUUUCCCAGAAGCCUUUUAAAACACCUGCUUCAACCUACCGUAGGCCUGCUUUUGAACCGAUAAAUCUCGCCGAUGCGGAUUUCGCAGCCACUCCUAUAAAUCCUCAAAAUUACACGAGUCUUAUAAAGCAACACAAUUUCCAGGAUGUUUAUAACAACAGCAACAACAACGGGGAAUCUGAAAGUGUAAAUGCCAUCUCAGCCAAUUGUUUCAAUCAGAACGAGAACAUCGAGAAAAAAGAAGACAUCUGUGACAGUAACGUUAGUUUGAGUGAGAACAGUGAGGAAGUAGAAAUUUGCUCUGAUGGGACUCCUGAUUUGUUGGACUCAAAUGCAAUCAAGCCAGUUCAAAAAAACAUUAAUGAAGAUCCAGAGUUGCACAAUCAACUUCCUGACAUAACAUCAGUAAGAAACACUGGUUUGGUUCAGAUAGAGAAGACUGAUAUCCAGCCAGUCUUUGACCUUAUAAAACAGACGAAACCUGUAGAAGAUGAUCUACCACCAGUUGUUGAAGUCAGUUCCCUUAUCGAAGAGGAAGAUACAAAAUUAAAGCCUGUAGGAUUUGAUAAUGAUAACAUCUCUGAGGCUGAACUUGAAAAUUAUUUGAAAUACCUUGAGGAAGAAAUCAGUGCAAUUCCAAAAGAUUCUAGCAAAAAUUGUUCCGUGACUGAAAGUGAUGAUCUGUUAAAUACUCAGAAAACACCCACAGAAGAAUGUGAUGAUAGUAAAAAUGUUGCCGAACAAGUUCAAGUUAUAUCUCAAGUAAUCCUAGAACCUGAAACACCAGGUAUAGCUGAUGAUCUUACAGGAGGCGAAAUAGAAGAGGAUAGGGAUAAGGAUAGUUUUUCAAUAGUGAGAAAUAUAUCUAGUGAAAUUUACAAGAUAACAGAUGUUACCGAAGAAGAUCUUCAAGAGGAUGAAGUCAGCUUAGUCGAAGACAAUGGCAUUUUAGAAAUACCAAAUUCACUGGUUAUUGAGGAGCAGUGUAAUGCAAGUAAUUGUACAAAUGAACAAAACCCUGACGAAGAAACUUCUAAUCAAGAAUCAGAGGAAAUAUUUGUUGAAGCGAGGACAUCACAUGAAGAGCCGGAAGAUUUCCACAGUAAAGAGACUGAUGUAAAUAGUAUAGAAAUUAACAGUGUAGAAGUUGGUGAAGAAAACGAGGAUUGUAUAGCCGCUGAAAAUCAAGUCAAUGAAAAUAUCGAGAACGUGGAAAAGUCUGUAAGUCAAGAGAGCGUUGUAGAAAGCGGUUUGGUUGUGGAAAACGAAGGCUCGUACACUACAGAGGCUGAGGAACAGAGCGAUCAGUUGAACGAUGAGCGUCCUGUUAGGCCAAGUACACUACCCCUUGAAUCAAAUUUGAUGCUUGAUAGCGAGGAAAGCCCAACACCGACUAACAUUUCAGCGACCAACUCGUCAGCACCAACAAGCCCCAUGGACAAAUUGGGAAAGGUUGCACCUUUUUGGGUACCUGACACUGAAAGCGAUUGCUGUAUGCAGUGUCGGGAUAAAUUUACACUUAUCCGAAGGAGGCAUCAUUGCAGAGCUUGUGGCCUUGUCUUAUGUUCAAAAUGUUGCAAUUUGAAAGCUCCAUUAGAGUACAUGCAGUUCACUGAGGCAAGGAUCUGUCAACCCUGUUUCAACAUAAUAUACAGAGUGAGUCUUGACGAUGGAAGGUAUAAUCUAGGUAGGCAGCCGAAUCCAAACAACCCAAUGGAAUAUUGCUCGAUGAUACCACCAUUGCAGCAAGCAGCUUCAACGUUAAACCAACCUCCUCCUUCUGUACUUGUACCAACAGGUGUCUUGAAAAGAGAAGGGCGAGCUAAGUCAGAUGUUCCCAAACAAGUCAUAUUCAGCGAUGGCAUAAGGCCCGGUGGUGAUCUGACCGAGCUAGAUGGUCCAUCAGAAUCGAGGCUUUUGCCUAGAAGGAGUGUUCGUAAAAUGGCUGGACCUCCAAAUGGAAGUAAAAGUCGUGGUGCGAACUCACCUGCUCAUCAAAGGCCUUUGGAUCCAACAACACAAAGCUACAUACCAGCUGAUUCCAACCUUCCUCCAUUAGUCACAAUUGAGAAUGGACAGCUUCAGUUCAGCGAUGAUGUUCAGGAGGUUGCUGAUCAGACGGUCAAAUUCGCUAUUAACAAUAACCUAUUUGUUAACAUAAAACGUGUCAAAUUGGAUUGUUGCGUCAAGCGGGAAUGCUGGAGUGUUUCUUCUGAGGGCCUUGCCUUCGUGGGGCAAGAUGAAAUUGCAAUAAUUCUAGAAAUUACCGAAAACGAGGUUUUGCCUCCUGUCGAUAUUUUUCAUUUGAUAAACACUCUUUAUUUAGAGGCAUCUAAAGGCACAACAGUAAGCGAAAUGAGUUUUACACCUGCAUUUUCAAACAACAUGUUCAACUCUAAGGAUCACGGAGGGUUUCUCUACAUUAGACCUACGUUUCAAUGUACAACGAACCUUCUUCUUCCUCCACAACCGUAUCUCAUCGCCAUAUUAGUCCACAGCUGGGAAACUCCUUGGGCACGACUCUUCCCCUUACGGCUCGUCUUAAGGCUUGGAGCUGAGUACCGAUAUUAUCCUUGCCCUUUGGUUUCAAUUAGAUCCCGACCACCACUGUACACAGAUAUCGGGCAUACUGUUAUGAAAAUACUUGUGGAUUUCCGAAAAUAUAGUUAUUCAUUAGCUACAGUAAGAGGACUUCUUAUUCACAUGGAAGACCGUCAGACUACAAUUUUAUUUCCUAGGAAUGGCUACGAUCAGGUUGUGAGAGCUUUGAAUAACUCAAACGAUGGUGUUUUGGCUUUUGGGGCAAAUCUCAGCUUGGAAGCUGACUCACAUCUUGUUUGUAUACAGAGUACUAAAGAUGAAAAUACAUACAACAGUCAGGCUAUUAACAUUCAAAGCAAACCCAGAAGAGUGACAGGAGCAAGUUUUGUGGUCUUCAAAGGUGCUCUCAAAACGGCAGGGUUGUCCGGAAAGAGCAGCAUUGUCGAGGAUGGCCUGAUAGUUCAUUUGCCCAGCGAAAGCAUGACCAACCUCAGAGCCGCAUUACGAGAUAUGAAAGACUACACCAUCUCGUGUGGGCCUAAUGACGAAGAGACCGUACAUCUCCAGUGGUGUGCCGAUGACACCAAUUUCAACAUUGGCGUUAAGAGCUUUAUAGAUGAUAAACCUUUUGAUGGUGUACCAUCAAUCAGGGUCCACAAUGGCACAGAUUACCCAGGCAUUGAUCAGAAAAAGAUCAUCAGAUGGACAGAAGUUUUCAUUUUAAAAAGUGAAGAAGGUAGCAAAGCAACCGACCCGCUUGAUAUCAGCAGAGUGUCAGAGUCGAUAGCUUCAGCCACGUGCAUGGCACUCGUACCAAUGUUGGAUUCACUUGCCGAUGCCAAUCUCACGCCCCUUGCCAUCAGGGCAACGAUACAUCCUGAAAACGUUGGCUACGAGGCCGGAAGCUGCGGUGCCAAACUGCCCUCGGUGUAUAUGAACCGGCUAGACGAAGAGCUCAUCCGAGUGCUCCACCAGGCGGCUAUGUCAUCACAUGAUUCUCCAGCUGUUCUUGAACUCGUCUUCAGGAUAAUGAACCAUCCCCAGCAGUAAAAUUAUUUUCUAAGCCGUAGAUUAAGAUUCUAACUGUUAAUAAUGUGAUAUUCAUUACUUAUUGAUUUUAUUUCAGUGAGAGAUGUACUCAAUUUUUUAUUCCAUUUAUCUCUAGAAAAGAAAUUAGUAUUACUAACAAAAAUAAUAGGGUUUUUAUUAAAAUCACAGAUUUAAUUUUCAAGAUUAAUAUAUUUCUUGAUCCCAAAAAGCCUUAUUUUAAGAAAAAUUAUUUAACUAUUAUAAAUAAAUUAUUUUAAUUGAUAUAUUUAAAGCACUACAGGAAUUUGCAUGUUUAUUUUUGUAUUGCUUUUAUAAAUUAACUUUAUUUGUACCCACUAAAAACUGGCAAUUGAAAUAGUAUUAUAUAGCGGUUUAAAGUUCUAUAUUUUAAAAUUCUUUUUAGUCCCUUGAAUAAAGAUCAGUAUAUAAAAACUCAAAAACUAAUUUGCUAGUAGGUAUUUAAUCCCUCACCUCACUAAGACUUACGAUGUACAACUAGAAUGGGUUUUCGUUUUUGGUUCAAAGCUAAAUCUAGAAUAUUUAAGAAAUUAAAUCAUUGAGGAUAUAUGUAAAUUUAAAAUUUUUCACAAUAUCGGUUUUGAUUUUGUAAUUUCUACCAUGUAAAAUGUAGUUACACAAUCAAUUAUCGCUUUAAAGUGUAUAUGAUCUGUGUAUGAUUUUUAUAUAUAUAAAAAAUUAUGGUGUAAAUAUUAAAUUAUUAGUGAAUCUGUGCAAUGAAGGUUUUACAGGAAGGGGCUUACAAAAUAUAAAUAAUAAUAAUGACCUUCUUUACAAUGAAGUGAUGUGAUUAAAAAUUGAAAGUGUUUUGAAAAAAAAAUUACUGGAGCUUUAUAUUUGUUAAUAUUGUUAUUAUAAUCUAAGUACUCUUAAUUGUCUUUAUUUAAUACCUUUUUUUAAUUUCUUUUAAAACUUACUUGAGUGCUAAAGGUGGCACAUGAAAUUUAGUGUUAGAUGGGUUAUUUGUGCUCAUACGCAUGGCCAAAAUACCAUAUAACCAAAAAAGUUUGAUGUUGUGAUUUGUAAUUUGUUAUUGUUUUAAAACUGUUAAUCAACAUUUCUAUUUA